AUGCUAGCUGCAGAUCAGUUUCGCAGUUCACGGCAAUGCCCUGUCCUUUGCUCUGGUCCUCUGCCUGCAAUGCAUCCGAGGCGGCAAGAUGUGCUGGAUGGACCGUACCAUUCGGUGCUGGGCGAUCGGGUGGUGAAGCUGAAGAUGCCCGUCCGGCAAGUAAUGCCUGUGAGCAGGGAUGUCGCUGCUUGCGGUCCCCAGGAACCAUCAGACCGCCUCACUUUCCAGCAGAUGGCUCGCACCCCUUGCCAUCCAAGGAAGCCGUACCGCGAAAUUGUUGCAGGAUUCCCAGUCGGCAUUGCAGUACUUGCAGCACUUGCAGCACGCGAGAAGUCAGGUUCCUGCUCGUGCUGCAGUUUGCCGCGGUUUGGUUUCUCGUAG
Symbiodinium natans is the source of this 381-nucleotide messenger RNA. The record is from the annotation of a GenBank genome assembly. Lineage: Eukaryota; Dinophyceae; Suessiales; Symbiodiniaceae.